Culex pipiens pallens (northern house mosquito) is the source of this 1594-nucleotide messenger RNA. It is a transcript of the gene Tdh, whose product is annotated as L-threonine 3-dehydrogenase, mitochondrial. The record is from RefSeq and is a predicted model, not a curated record. Gene Ontology annotation, molecular function: L-threonine 3-dehydrogenase activity. NCBI's taxonomy places the organism in Eukaryota, Metazoa, Arthropoda, Insecta, Diptera, Culicidae. Bases 401 to 1501 code for a protein of 366 amino acids. Gene Ontology annotation, biological process: L-threonine catabolic process. The transcript is spliced from 3 exons.
ACCAGUGGUUGAUUAGCGCUUGAACUGGACGGUCCAGCACACAUUCUUCUCGCCAGAGCAAACUUGGACGUAGGUCCUUCAAUCUUGAACUCCCCUCUCUCUUUCUCUGGCGCGCGUAAUUUUAGCCUUUCUCGAGGAAGCUAUUUUUGUCCGGAAAAACUCUACGGCUUCCCGCGACACAUCUGGUGAAACCAUCCCCUCAACAAUCCCCUAAUUUUAGGAGUGCCAAUCACUUGUCAAUCGAUAUCUCGCGCGGGGGGAAAUCUUCGUGACCGCGGAAAAACUCGCCGCGCGAAAAUUAUCAGUUAGAAGUUCGCGGGUUGGCUGAUCGGUCAGACGGACUAGCGCGAGUACCUUAAGGUGUUUGUUAAGCAGUGGAGUUUAGUGAAAAGUACAAAAAAUGAUCCUGAAGAAGCUGCUAACCGGAAGUGGGAGUGUCGUCGGGUUGGUGCGACAACUUGGGGGAAGUGGCGUCACGACGACGACAACGGUUGUGAGGACCAGCCAACAGCAGCGAUUCUUUUCCAUCGGGAAGAAAAGCAGUCCCAAGAUAUUGAUCACAGGCGGACUCGGCCAGCUGGGGACGGAGUGCGCGAAGCUGCUGCGCGGCACCUACGGCGAGGACAGCGUCAUCCUGUCCGACAUCAUCAAACCGAGCGAGGAGAUCGUCAACAGCGGGCCGUACAUCUUUGCCGAUAUUUUAGACUUUAAGGGCCUGCAGAAGAUCGUGGUCGAUCACCGGGUCGACUGGAUCAUCCACUUUUCCGCCCUGUUGAGUGCCAUCGGCGAGCAGAACGUCCCGCUGGCCGUGCGCGUCAACAUCGAGGGCCUGCACAACGUGAUCGAGCUGGCCAAGCAGUACAAACUGAGGGUGUUCGUGCCGAGUACGAUCGGAGCGUUCGGGCCGGACAGCCCGCGCAAUCCGACGCCAAAUGUGACCAUCCAGCGCCCGCGGACGAUUUACGGAGUGUCGAAGGUGCACGCAGAGUUGAUUGGGGAGUAUUAUCACCAUAAGUUCGGGCUGGACUUUCGCUGUUUGCGGUUUCCGGGAGUCAUCUCGAGCGAUCCGCCGGGCGGUGGCACCACUGACUACGCCGUGGCGAUCUUCUUCGAGGCGCUCAAAUCGGGCAAAUACGAGUGCUACCUCAAGCCGGACACGCGGCUGCCGAUGAUGUACAUUGACGACUGUUUGCGGUCGCUGCACGAGUUCAUGACCGCACCGGAGGAGAAGCUAGAGCGCCGGGUGUACAACGUGACGGCCAUGUCCUUUACGCCGGAGGAGCUGGUCAACGAGCUGGCGAAGCAUAUUCCAGAGAUCCACGUGAGCUACCGGCCCGACUCGCGCCAGGCCAUCGCAGACUCGUGGCCACAGGUCUUUGACGACCAGGACGCGCGCCGUGACUGGGGCUGGCAGCAUCAGUACGACUUGGAGAAGCUGGUCAGCCUCAUGGUCAAAGAUGUGCGGGAGAAUUACGUGAACAAGGGACUAAGCAAUGUUUGAAAUCGGAAUUACCCGUACACACGCGCAUGUUCAUACCUUUCAACUUUAUUACUUGUAUGCAAUCUUGAAUAAAAGUGCUCUUUCGAAAUAUUC